AUGGUCCGGAAUGCUAGGGAGAUGAUUCGACGCCGUCGCAAUCCAAAAGCUCUUCCGUUCAACCAAAACACUACAUUUGGCGACCUUCAGAAGUGCUUGCAAGAAAUGAGAGUUCCAAAUCCGCGCGAUAUCCUCUUAGGUGUUCAGUCUCAUAAAGGGAAAAGGGUAGGACGUACCUGCAAGUGGAUAUUAAGACGAGAGGAAUUCUCUGAUUGGUGUGUCGCUAACCAGUCGCGGCUUUUGCGCCUUACUGGGCCCCCUGGAAUUGGGAAGACAAUGAUGUCUAUAUUUCUCAUUGAACUUCUCAAAGGAAAAGUUGAAAAAUCUGACGAUCAAGUCUUGGCGUACUUUUUUUGUGAUGACAAGAUUCAAGAUCGCAAGAUGCCGACUGCAAUCGUCAGGAGCCUGGUUUGGCAGCUGCUGUUACAAAAAAAUGAACUGUUCGAGCACCUGCGACAUGAUUAUGAGAAACAUAAAGAAGGCCGAAUUUUUAUUGACCUCUUUGACAACUUCACUACCCUCUGGCGAAUCUUUGAAGAUAUGUUGAAAGAUGAGCGUGCUGGCGACGUCUUCAUCGUCAUUGAUGCUUUUGACGAGUGUGACAAGUCCACACGCAACCAUCUCCUUUCUGCUCUGAGGGAGAUUUUCCAAUCACCGGGGCAAUACAGAAACAAAGUCAAGUUUUUGAUCACUAGCCGACAGGAAAUCAGUGAUAUCGAAUAUGAGCUCUAUGGAGUUGGAAAGAUUCUAGAAUUUGAUUCAGCAGAGGUCAGUGGAGAUCUUUCCGAGUAUGUUGAUUUCAAAGUUGCAGAACUGGCGAUGAGAAGAAACUACAGCUCGACGUUGAAAUAUGAUGUUGCAAAGGCUCUCAAGAGUCGGGCUGGAGGGACUUUUUUGUGGGUCUCUCUGAUGCUCAGCGAGCUGAAAAACACACCGAACUACGACGUGCCGGACAAACUCAACACUCUACCAGAAGGGCUCGAGGAGACAUACAUCAAAAUUUUGAACGAGAAUAUUCCUCGUGAAAGGUGGGAGGAAGCUCGAUUUCUCUUGCUCAGCAUGGCUACCGCCCAGCGUCCCUUGAAAAAAAGAGAGAUAGCGACGUCUUUUGCUCUUUGGAAGGACGGCCUUGUGAUUACAAGAGUAGAUGUUCAUAAAUACAUGGAUAUUCUUUCUUUAUGUAGCUCCAUUAUCUAUCAAGAUGCUGCGAGCAACCCUGAGGAAAGCACGAUCACCUUCUGCCACCAAUCAUUAAAGGAUUUUCUUCUUGGAGGCAAGAGAGGGUCUUAUGAUGUAUGGUAUCGCACAUCCCCGGAUACAGCAAAUCUUGUCAUGUUUCAGGUGUGCUGGCGCUAUUUGAGUAGCAAUGAGUUUCACAGCGGCCAUUCAAUCAACCUUUACCAGGCUCAUGCAUUCCAAAUUGAUUCCUCAGAUCUAGAUACUAUCUUUCAGGAGCACUGCUUUCUCGAAUACGCAUCUAGCAUGUGGGAGAGCCAUGCGAUCGCGAGUUAUCCGGCAGUGUUAGGUGGAUUAAACAUCGAUGUCUCGGAGGUGCCAUCACUGCGUGAUGCGUGGUUAGUACGAGCGGCGGGAGAAGGCCAGCUAGAAGUCUUUGAGCUUCUAUAUAACAAAAACGCCAAUCCUAACUCAGUGGAUGCACAUAACCAGACGCCUCUAUUGUGGGCUGCAAAAUAUGGGCACAAGGAUGUUGUCCGUCUCAUACUCGCCAAAGAGGACGUCAGUAUCGAUACAAAAAAUGAGUGGGGUCGCACACCAUUUUCAUGGGCAGCUCAUAACGGACACAGUGAAAUAGUCGAGAUGCUGCUCGCGACUGAAAAGAUCGAGGUAAACUCGAGGGAUAGUCUAGGUCGCACACCACUGUGUCGUGCCACCAGAAACGGACAGGAAGCUAUUGUGGCUCGACUUCUUCAAAUUAAGCAAAUUGAGGUCGACACAAUGGAUAGUCUGGGCCGAACACCACUAUCUUUUGCCGCCCAGUGUGGCUACGAGGGUAUCGUGAGGUAUUUUCUUGCAAUAGACAGCGUUGAGGUAGAUUCAAGAGAUCAGCUCGGUCGGACACCGCUUUCUUGGGCGGCUGAGAACGGUCAAUUUAGUGUCGUUGAGUUGCUGCUUUCGACAGCGAGAGCUGACCCCAACAUUAAGGACAAAUUUGGCCAGAUGCCCUCAUGGUGGGCCGCCGAGAGCGGACACAUAUCAGUGGUCCAGCUGCUCCAGGGCCGGUAUAGAACUGGCUCUAUCUCAGAUCUAGUAUUAUCUCAAUCACAAUACUAG
Messenger RNA from Penicillium taxi, 2292 nucleotides. RefSeq names its product ankyrin repeat domain-containing protein. The transcript has a single exon. Gene Ontology annotation, molecular function: protein binding. The coding region runs from base 1 to 2292 and encodes 763 amino acids. Lineage: Eukaryota; Fungi; Ascomycota; Eurotiomycetes; Eurotiales; Aspergillaceae. The record is from RefSeq and is a predicted model, not a curated record.